Arachis duranensis is the source of this 5453-nucleotide messenger RNA. RefSeq lists its product as uncharacterized. Lineage: Eukaryota; Viridiplantae; Streptophyta; Magnoliopsida; Fabales; Fabaceae. Gene Ontology annotation, molecular function: DNA helicase activity. Gene Ontology annotation, biological process: telomere maintenance; DNA repair. The record is from RefSeq and is a predicted model, not a curated record.
UUAAUAAGGCAAUAGAAAGAAUAUAAAUACACUAGCCAACAUUUUCUUCUAAUAUAAACUGGAAGCAAAUUUUUGCAAUAGGAAAAAAAAACAUGAAUUUUCAACUUGUAUCCAUUUUCAUUUUCAGCAGACAAAAUGUUAGCAUGAAAAUUUGAGAGUAUCAUCUCGGAAUGGCUCUCUCUACUACUCUUUCCUUCAAAUACAUAAGAAUCGAUUCCCAUAAUUCCAUACAACAACAGCCACCAUAUCCUCUUUUCUCAUCUUCACCACAAAAAUUGAGUAGUAGCAGUACCUACAUCACACUAUCUGAUUCUGGAAAAUGGAGGAACAAGGUUUCCUUCUUCCAAGGAUUUCGGAGCAGAGGAAAAAGAGAUGUUGAGAGCCUCAAGAAGGAGCUCCUUCACACAAUUGAACCACUUAACCGAGGUGCAGAGGCUUCUGCUGAGGACCAACAACGUGUGGACCAGAUUGCUCGUAAACUUGAGGCCGUUAAUCCUGUUAUGGAACCUCUUAAAUCUGAUUUGCUCAAUGGAAAAUGGGAGCUUCUGUAUACAACAUCUCAAUCUCUUCUGCAGACACAGAGACCUAAGUUGUUGCGACCAAAUGGAAAGAUAUAUCAGGCAAUCAAUGUGGAUACCUUAAGAGCUCAAAAUAUAGAAACUUGGCCAUUCUUCAACCAGGCCACUGCAAAUUUAGUGCCACUAAACUCAAGAAGGGUGCUUGUCAAGUUUGAUUUCUUCAAGAUUGCUAGCCUGAUACCUAUAAAAUCACCAGGGAGUGGUCGUGGUCAGUUGGAAAUUACUUAUUUGGACCAAGAUUUAAGAAUAUCAAGAGGCAAUAGAGCUCAUGUCAUCAUCGCUGCUUAUCCCAUUACGGUCACUGUUGAGCCCGUCGCCACCUUUCUCCUGCCGAGUCCCUUAUCUCUAGAAAAAGCAAAGGCUCAUAGAAGAAUAAGACAAGUGUUGUUGGCAAGAAAAAAGCACUCCAAACACAGAGUUAAUCAUUCAGGGUAUGCUUCUGUAGUAUCAGUGGAUGAAUCAAUUGACAACAGACAUGACCAUUCUAUUUUACAAUCUCAUGAUGGUGGUGUACUAUCUCUACAUGGAAGCAAAAAUAUGGUUGAGAGAAAAAGACCACAAAUGAGAAAUUAUGUACCGCAGUCUACUAAUGACAAUGUUGAAUAUUGGAACAUGGGAUAUGUAGUGCAUGAGUGUGAAUACUGCAAUGCUCUUUUUUGGUAUGGCGAAAGGAAAGAAAAGCAUUACAAUACAAAUGAACCUACGUACACAUUAUGCUGCAGAGGUGGACAAGUGGAGAUUCCUCAACUACAAGAAGCUCCUAAGGUGCUAUACAAUUUGUUAUAUGGGAAUGAUGCCAGGAGCAAACAUUUUCGGGAGAAUAUUAGAACAUACAAUAGCAUGUUUCAAUUCACAUCUUUGGGUGCCAAAAUUGAUAGAGGUAAAAGUUCAUCCAGAGGACCACCAACAUUUAUCUUAUGUGGUGAGAAUUAUCACUUGAUGGGGAGCUUGAUUCCACCAGACGGAUAUAUGACAAAAUUUGCUCAACUAUAUGUAAUCGACACCGAAAAUGAGAUCCAAAAUCGGAUGUGUGUAAUCGGUGCGGAAGAAAACAAGACAAUUCAAGAAGAAGUUGUGAAUGACUUCAAGAUGAUGCUAGACCAACACAAUGUAUUGGUAAAGGCAUUCCGUAAUGUGAAACAGUCAAUAGCAGCAGAACCCACUUCAAAGGUCAAGCUUAGGCUUUUGGGAAAAAGAGGAAAAGAUGGUAGGAGGUAUAACUUGCCAUCCACAAAUGAGGUGGCAGCAUUGAUCGUGGGUGACUUCGAUAUUAACCGUACAGAUAGGGAUAUUAUUGUGGAGACCCAAACUGGAAGGUUACAACGUAUAAAUCAACUGAAUCCAUCAUACUUGGGGUUGCAAUAUCCCUUAUUGUUUCCAUAUGGAGAAGAUGGAUACAAAGAAGACAUACCUCUAAACAAGAAGAAGGGCAACUGUGAAAAAGGACGGCAAGAAGUGACAAUGAAGGACUUUUUUGCUUAUAGAAUUCAAGAAAGAUUGGCUGAUGCUUCCCCAUUAUUGUACUCAAGGAGACUUUUCCAACAGUUCUUGGUAGAUUCCUACUCAAUGAUUGAGUCGUCUAGACUAACAUACAUUCGUCUCGACCAAGAGAAAUUUAGAUGUGAGAUGUACAAGGGUAUUAAGGAAGCUGUUUUGACGGGAGAAACAACACCCUCAUCAGUAGGGAAACGGAUUAUACUGCCUUCAUCAUUUACCGGAGGACCAAGAUAUAUGAUACAGAACUAUCAAGAUGCAAUGGCAAUUUGUAGAGUAGUUGGGUAUCCAGAUCUUUUCCUAACAUUUACAUGUAAUCCUAAAUGGCCAGAACUGGAAGACUUUCUUAAAAAUAGAGAAUUAAAUGCAGAGGAUCGUCCAGACAUGGUGUGCAGAGCUUUUAAGCUUAAAUUAAAUCAUCUGAUAAAGGACAUAAGGACAAAUAAGAUAUUUGGAAGAGUGGUUGCAGUUGUAUACACAAUCGAAUUUCAAAAGCGUGGAUUGCCUCACGCACACAUUCUCAUAUUCCUGCACCGUGAUGACAAAUAUCCCACCGGAGAAGACAUAGAUCGAAUUAUCACUGCUGAGAUUCCAGACAAGCAGAGAGACCCGCUCUAUUACGAAGCUGUUGAAAAACACAUGAUGCAUGGACCAUGUGGGAGUGCUAAGAGAGACUCUCCAUGCAUGGAGAAUGGCAAAUGUAUUCGUCAUUUUCCUAAAAAAUUUGUGGACAAUACAACAGUUGAUGAUGAUGGAUAUCCAAUUUAUAGACGCAGAGAUGAUGGAAGGACAAUAAAAAAAUCUGGUGUUGAUUUGGAUAGUCGUUAUGUGGUUCCACACAACAGGACACUAUUAUUAAAAUAUGGAUCGCUAUUAUUAAAAUAUAGAGCCCACAUAAAUGUUGAAUGGUGCAACCAGUCUAGAUCAAUCAAGUAUUUAUUCAAGUAUGUUAAUAAAGGUCAUGAUCGUGUAACUGCCUCAUUUUAUAAGAGUGCCACAGCUGACACUAAAAGCGAUGAUUGUGAUGAAAUUAGCAUGUAUUACGAUUGUCGAUACAUAUCACCAUGUGAAGCAGUUUGGAGAAUCUUUGGGUAUAACAUGCACUAUAGAGACCCUUCUGUUAUAAGGUUGGGUUUUCACCUGCCCGAUGAGCAACCGGUGGUUUUUAAAGACGACGAAUAUUUAGACGAGGUUGCUAGGAAAGCAUCAGUUAAGGAGUCGAUGUUUUUAGGAUGGUUUGAAGCUAACAAAACUAACCCAGAAGCACGCUGCCUAACAUACGUGGAAUUCCCAUCAAAGUUUGUUUGGAAGCCAGAUACCAGGAAGUGGUUUCCGCGGAAAUCACAUUCAGUCAUAGGAAGGAUUUUCUUUGUUCCACCAGGAUCAGGGGAAAUUUAUUACCUAAGGCUACUCCUAAAUUUUGUAAAGGGUCCUACUUGCUAUGAAGACAUCAGAACUAUCGAUGGUGUCGUCUAUUCAUCAUUUAGAGAUGCAUGUUAUGCAAUGAGAUUGUUGGAUGAUGAUAAAGAAUACAUUGAUGCAAUCAAAGAAGCAAGCCACUGGGGUUCAGGAGAGUACUUAAGGAAGCUUUUUGUAAUACUUUUGUCAUCCAACUCAAUGGAGAGACCAGAAAAUGUAUGGGAAAAUACAUGGAAAUUGCAAGGUGAUGACAUACUUCAUAAGCAACGAAGAAUGCUUGACAAUCAAGAGCUACAACUAACAGAACAGGAGCUGAAGGAUUUAACUUUGAUAGAGAUUGAGAGCAUAUUGAAGUCAUACAACAAGAGUUUGCGAGAUUACCCCACUAUGCCUUACCCAAACACUGAUACAUCGUUCCAGCAGUUGAUGUGCAGUGGUUUGAACACUCUAAUAUGUGAUGAGCUUAGAUACAACAGACGCAAAUUAGCAGGAGAACAUGCUGCUUACUUACAACAAUUAACUGAUGAACAGAGGGUAGUGUACAAGUCAAUAAUGGAAGCUGUGAACAGUGGGAGAGGUGGAGUUUUUUUCCUGUAUGGAUACGGUGGUACUGGAAAGACUUUUGUUUGGAAGACACUUGCUUCUGCAGUUAGGUCCAAAGGACAAAUUGCUUUGACAGUUGCAUCAAGUGGUAUCGCAUCGUUAUUACUACCAGGUGGAAGGACAGCACACUCCCGUUUUUCUAUCCCACUAAACUUGGAUGAGUUCUCCACGUGCAACAUCAAACAGGGUAGUGCUUUGGCUGAGUUGAUAACAAAGGCUAAGAUUAUUAUAUGGGAUGAAGCUCCUAUGGUAAACAGACUAUGUAUUGAGGCACUUGAUAGAACAAUGCGUGACAUACUGAGGUUCAAGAAUACAAACAGUGAGAACCAACUGUUUGGCGGGAAGACGGUUGUCUUUGGAGGAGACUUUAGACAGAUUUUACCCGUCAUACCGAAAGGCAGCAGGCAAGAUAUUGUUAAUGCAACAAUUAAUUCAUCAUACAUUUGGGAUAGUUGUAAAUUGCUUACACUCACAAGGAACAUGCGACUACAAGCAGACAAGACAUCUGAAGAAUCAAAGGAGAUAAAGCAAUUUUGUGAAUGGAUAUUGUCAAUUGGUGAUGGAAAAUGUGGAACACCAAAUGAUGGAGUUGACAAAGUUAAAAUCCCAGAUGAUAUUCUUAUUAGUGUGUGGGAUGAUCCUAUAGUAGCCAUCUGUGAAGCAACAUAUCCUGAUUUGUUUGGGGGUGCAAGUUGUGUUCCCCACCUACAACAACGAGCAAUAUUAGCACCCACGCUACAAGCUGUUGACGAGAUUAAUAAUUACAUGAUGAGUCUCAACCCUGCCGAGGCGUAUACUUACUAUAGUUCUGACACUGCAUGUCAAGCAGAGUGCAGUAAUGACAUCAUGGCAUCCAUUCAUACUCCAGAAUUCUUAAACACUAUAAGAUGUUCGGGCGUCCCUAAUCAUGAGUUAAAGGUGAAAGUAGGUACACCGAUCAUGCUACUAAGGAACAUUGAUCACUCUGGUGGCUUAUGUAAUGGAACACGUUUGGUAAUAUCAAAGUUGGGAAAACACAUCAUUGAAGCACAGAGCUUAACAGGAACAAAUUGUGGCCAAAAAGUUUAUAUCCCAAGAAUGACACUUAGUCCAUCAGACCAUAGGAUACCAUUUAAGUUUCAGCGGAGACAAUUUCCGAUAAUGGUAUCAUAUGCUAUGACUAUUAACAAGAGUCAAGGACAAUCAUUAUCAAAUGUGGGUCUCAUUCUAAAGAAGUCAGUGUUCACACAUGGCCAACUAUAUGUUGCAGUGUCAAGAGUUACAAAUAGGAAAGGUCUGAAGAUUUUGAUUUGCAACAAUGAAGAUAACCAAGAGACAGACAACGUAGUUUUUAAGGAGGUGUUUAGAAAUGUUGGUUAA